GUUUUUUCGGUCGAUAUCUUCGAUUGGCGAGCAUUUGUGUUAAUGGUCGCUAAUUUAGUUCUGAGUGACGUUGGUGGUAUCAGCUUCUUAUUCUGAGCUCGAGGUUCGAACUCGCUGACUCUUUUGCCCCGUUUUAAUAGUCUAGCACUCUAGGGUCCAGUCAAGGGACGGUCUGAAGGUGUAUCAUCACUAUACAUCAUAUGGUUGUUAAAAAACUGUAACUGUUAUCGAUUCUCUUCUUUUGCUACACCAUCCAAUCCUCUAAGCUAGCAUCACCAUGUGGCCAUGGAACAAGUCUCUUCCAUAGUGGAGAACGCAACAGAUGACAUCGUUCAAUAUGGGGAGCUCUAUGACGACUAUCCAAUAUUCACAGCCCAUGACUCAGAUUUAAACCUUCCAGGUUCUGGACUGUAUUCUGGGACUUCCACAAGUGGGUCCCUUUCUGAGCUGGAUUUAUCUCUCCCAUCAACAGAUCUGGACUUAGAGACUCGAAUUUUUGGAAAGGUGAAGAAAGCUGGACAGACUGGUGUGCCCCAGAAGCGGAAUAGCUUAGGGCCAUCGGGAUCCUUUGUGCAAGAACCGAGAACCACAGGAAGAGCCUCAAGACGUUCCCUUCGUAUGGGCGAAUCUGAUCCUGAGGAUCAUGUUUUUCAUCCAGAGAUAGUACCCUUUGAACCGUCAAAGAAUCCUGUUACAAAUAGCUCAAAAGAUCCAAGGAACCUCCUAGAAUCUAAGGCAGAAAAUAAAUCUGCCAAGUCGGACCCCAAUUCUGCAAGAUACCUGAAGAUUCUGAUUCCGCAGAGGGACUUGCCCACUGCUGAAGGGCCUUCUGUUGAGACCUCUGUUAACCUAUUUGAAUCACUAAACAUAUCUGCUGCUGAACGGCUUCUCUUAGAGAGCCCAACAGACUCUCCAUCACAUUUUAAGCAGGCACAGCUUUGCCUGGACCCUGCAGACUCAGAAGUAGAAGGAUCCUUUGUUGGACAGGAUAGGGAUAACACAUUCUUAUCUAGCACUCCAAGAAAACAGGACUUCACUCCAUAUCCUAACCAAGCUUUUCAGAAAUCAGGCUCAAGAUCAUCUCAGGAUAUUAAAACAGAAAUAUUUGAUUUUGAAGCAGAGUUGAAGAGACUUGUUGUGGAGAUUUAUUCAGACAAGGAGCCAGACUUUGCACCUGUUCCAGGAUCUUUAAGCAGUAGGGAGGGCAUACAUUCAACUGAUCCAAAAAUGAGCCAGGCUAGGACAGAACUGGAAAAAGCAUUUGGUGGAGGUGAUGAAUUUAUAACUCCAUAUGAGAAGACCCAAGACACUCCAAAGAUGUCUGAGGACACUAUUAGCCACCUGGCCAAUGCGUCAGACGCCAUGGCCCUUCAGAAGUCAGUAGUCAGUGAUUCAUCUGUGAAACCAGCCAGCAUGGACGAGAUAGCUGCCAUUUUAGCAUCCGUCAAGCAAGGUGCAUAUCAACGGGACCAAUCACUAAGCAGUGUCAAUACAACCCUCCAAUCAUCAUACAAUAACAAUCUAUCUAUUGAUGAUGAUGAUACCCCAAAUGAAAAGGUACAUAGCUACAAUUCGAUGUCCUCACUGGAUGAAACUCCAUCAAAAAUACCUGCAGACUAUGUGGAGCCUGAGGUUACCCCUACUGAAGUGAAUGGAAUAGACCCAUCAAGAGAUCCUGCUCACGUUCACACAGGCAAAGAAGGUGAGAACACUUCAUCUGGAGGGGACGCAGCCCCCAAUCAUCUUGAGGGACCGCAUCAACCAGAAACCCAAGAGAAGAAGGUAGUGACAACAAAGAAGAGACCAACUUCACUUCUAGCUCAGAAUACCACCCUGGCCAUAAGCAGUGCAAUAGCUCACAAGUACAAAGUCCCCCCUCCUGACGAAGCAUUAUCACCUACUAGCAUGGUAGCACCAAAGGAACCAAGGCUCUUCAGGAGCCCAGUGGUGGCUAUCACCACUGCAAAAGGAGGGAUGAUUGCCACCAUGGAGGGACUUGAGAAGACAAAACCAAAAAAGAAGAAAAGCAAGAAGGGUACCAAGAAGAAUGCAUUAAGCACAAGGAUAAUGUCAGACACUGAUACAGAGCCACCGAGCGAUACUGAACUGAUGGCUCAAAGACAGGCUGAGAAUGAUAGUAGAAUCACACCUACUCCAUCUGAAGAUACUAUGAGUGCCAAAGAUCAAGUUGCAACCAGCAAACCCUCCCCACCUUCUCAGGACAACCAACAGAAUCAACAAGAAGAGAAAGAACCAACGAGAGAGAGCCAAAAAGUGCCUCCUGCUGAAUCCCAGGUAAUACCCAAUGAACAGCAAACGGUCGCAACCUCGGCCCCAGAAAACACACAUGUGCCUGAGCAAGUGCCAGUCUCCCCUCCAGAUCCGGCUCCCACCCAACCAACCUCAGAGCCUUCAUCUGGAUCCUUCCUUGGAUCCCUGUUCCCAUGGGGUAGAAGGUCUGCUGAUAAGCCAGCUGCACCGGUCAAUGAGAAAGUAACUGAUGUAGUUUCAUCAGCCAAUCAGAAUGCAGCCUCCCCUCCAUCAACCAAUCAUGGGGAGCCAUCGAGGGACGGGGCUAAGAAUGUCAGUUCUCUGGAUUCGGAUGUGCAUAGUGACAGCGUUGAUUCUGGUGUGGGCUUUGUCGGGGGAGUGAAUGGAGAUCUUGGGACACCUACAGCCCAUGUCCAGACACCACAACCUAUUUCUUCUUCCACUCCCACCUCUACCAAUAUCAGGAUAGAAAGAUCCAAUGAGAACAUACCGAGGCAAGAGACCCCACAGUUUAAUCAGGCAGCUCCUAAUGUUGACCAUCUCCAGAAAGCUUCUUACAGCAUGCAGUCCCGGCUGCCAGCACCAUCCCUUGUGACCAGCAAGGCUAGGCCAGUAGACCUGGGGAGGUUGAAGUCAACACCCUUACCAAGAGCCUCUACUUACCAGACUUCAAGGUAUUCUUCUCCCUUUGAGGAUCAAGGAGCAGAAGAUGAAUUGCAGACUGUCCUAAGAGAGAAGGCCAAACUUGAAGGACAGUUGGAGAUGCUGACAGCAGAGACCGAGUCGGCUCUGCAGGCCAGGACGCAGCUACAGAGCCAGGUUGCCAUUUUACAAGCAAAGCUCAAGGCCCAGGGUUCAGGAGGAGAUAGCCUCAGUCACAACCGCUCUGCCCUUGAGGCCGACAUCCGUUCCCUGAAGCAGAACAAAUCUGACCUGGAGCAAGCCAUAGCACAGCUCCAGGUAGAGCUAGAACACAAGGAGGCCGAUCUGGAGGGUCUGCGUAGGGAGCUCCAUACGUCAGAGGCAACCACCCAGAGACUGAGGAGUAAGCUGGAAGAUGUCAAGAGGGAGAUUGCAGGAAAGGAUGCCUCUGUGUCUCAACUCCAGGACAAAAUGGCUGCCAUGCAAGGACAGGUGGACCAAGCAAGACAGGACCAAGCCAUGGCUGGGGCCAAGCUUUCCUCCUUACAGACAGAUGUUGAGUCUCUGACCAAGGCUAGGGACUGGUUCCAGGAACAGCUUGGCUUUGCUCAGGAGACCAGAAACCAAUUACAAGGAGAGCUAGCAGCUUCCCAGAUGGCUGUCGCCUCUCAGUCUGCAACUAUUGAGAACCUCAGGACUGAUAACGCAAAGGUGAAACAACAACUGAAUGAGGAAAGACAGCGCAUGUUGCAGGAGAAAGAACUAAUAGCCAAGAACCUUGAGACCAUUGAAGCUGAUAUCUUCACCAGAGAAGCCACUUUCUCAGCCAUGCAGAGGGAGAAGACUGCUGUUCAACAGGCAGUAUUUGCUCAGAUGGAUCAGAUGGAAGAAGAGAAAUACAGAUUGGCAGGGCUGGUAGCAUCAGCAUCUGAGUUAGAAAGGCAACUGGAGGUCGCUCGACAGGAGCUAGAAGCGAAGCAUGCAGCCCUUGUGAAUCUAGAGGCAGAGAAGAGAGAAUUGGUGAAGGGGGUAGCCCUUGCUGAGGAGGCACUGGCAGCUCGAGAAACUGAAAUGCAAGCCUUACAAAUAAAGUGCAAUAAUGUGGAGCAGAAACUAAAGGAAGAGCAAGGCAAGUCAACAGGACAGGAUGAUGAGGUUCGCCAACUUAGAGCAGACAAAGCUUCUUUAGAGGUAGCUUUAGCAAGUGCCAACGAAGAGAAACGUGCAUUUGAUGAAUCCUUACAGAAGCUACGGGGAGACCUUGGUAGGGUGGAGACAGGAUUCAAGCAGAUGCGACAAGACCUUGGUGCAAAGACAUCUGAGUUGGAGGCUGCUCAGAUGGAAGGACAGCAAUUGAAAGAACAGCUUAAGGUCCAGGAACAACAAGUGGAGACCCAGGAGGCUAACCUAGAGGCAUCCAUUACAGCCAUUGGCAACAAGGAUGCCAUCAUAGAUGAGCUUCUUGAAGCCAAGGGAAAACUGGAGAAGGAAAUCGAGGGGUUAAGGCGGGACAUGCAGAGCACGCGCAACUUCCAAGAGUCAUCAGCACAAGCCAAUGCUGGCCUACAGGUUGAACUGUCCAAAGCCAGGGAAGGAUUCCAGAUGUUGGAGAAUCAACUCCAGAAUGCUUUAGAAGAGAACGCUAACCUCCAUGGCCAGCUGGAGUCUCUGACUGAGGAUCAGAAGCAGCUGGAAGGCCUCAUGGAUGAGAAUGCUUCACUUCGCCAGAGAGCUGCGGACACCCAGAGCUCCAUGCAUCGUGACUUGGCAGAGCAGAAGGCCAAUGUGCUACGGCUUGGGACUGACCUGAGUAAUGUCCAGAAGGAGCUGAGGGAGAGAGAGCGUGCUUAUGAAGAUCGUAUGGCAGCUCUCACCAGUCAACUGCAGGAUACAUCAGUAGCUAAGGAUCAAGUUGAAAGGGAACUUAAUGAAAGAACUGCUGCUGUGGCUCAACUUAGCAAAGAGGAACAAAAUAAACUCUUGAAUGAGUUGCAGGGUGUCAAGCAAGAUGCUGAUGUCCUUAGGUCAGAGAAGAACCGACUGAAUGAUGAAGUCCAGCAUCUGAGAAGAAACAUGGAAGAUGAUACUGAAGCAUACAGGAGGAGGAUAGAUGACUUAGAGGCAGAGCUGCAGGAGUUGAAGGAUAUCUUAGACAGACAGAGGAGAAAUGAGCUGAACAAUCGGGCCCUUGCUCUUGACUUGGAGCGAGAGAGGGGAAGGCUAGCAGGUGUGCAUCAGAGUCACUCCGCACUCAAGCAGCACACUGGAAUGCUUGAGAGCGCCCUUGCUCAACGUGAGAGUGCAGUAGCUGAGCUGUCUGCUGAGCUUACCAGCACAGCCCAAGAGAGGGCCAACGAGAACCUGAGACUCCAGAAGCUUGUCCGUGAGAUGGGUGCAGCACUGGAGAAGGAGAAACAAGCUACUCAGGAAGUUAAAAAACAGCUUUCUGGUGAGAAGGGCCAGUGCAACCGGCUCCAUCAAGACCUAGAGACAUUACAGGGUGAUGCCCAGGAGAUCCGAAGUGAAGCUAAGCAGAAGGAAGAUCAGAUUAAUGCACUGCAAUCAGAGUUAGCAAGGCUCAGACAGAACGAGGAGAAGCAGAGGAAAGAAGGGGAAGAGAUGAGGAGACAGAUUGAGAGCAAUAAAAACCAUAUGGAUAGAUUAAAGAGACAUCUUCAAGAUAAGGAUGCACAGAGCCCUGUACUAGAAGAUCAGAUGAAGACAUUAGCCUGGCAGAGUGAGCAGAAGAGUAGGGAAGCUGAGGCCUUGAAAGAACAACUUUUACUAGCAGAGAAAAGACAACAAAUAGAACUGGAUGGAGUCAAGACUAAUCUACAGAUGACAAAUAAAGAGCUUGAUGGAAUGAAGAAAGAGUUAGCAUCAACAAGGAAAGAGAAGUUUGCUUUCCAAGCUAAAUUGAGUCAAUUGAAAUCUGCCCUCCAGGCUACACUGCAACAGAAUAAACUUCUAAAAGCCAAAUUGAAGUCUAAGAGUAGAGUAGCUUCCACUAUGGGUAAGCCAGGGCCAGAUGGAGCUAGCCAGGGAGACGGCAAGGGUCAAGCAGAUGAGAUUGUUGUACCUGAGAUUGCUUAUGAUGUGGAAUCAUUACUCAACAGUGAUGUGGUGGAAGGGGUAUCGGCUAGUCAUAGCAGGCCCUUGCAUGCUAUCCAGUCUUGCCUUCAAUCUAUCAAGGAUCAGAUGGGUGCCUUAGAGGACCAAAUGAAGGAACAUACUGCUGCUGUGAAUACUUCAUCAGAAGCAUGGAAAGAGGUUGGUGAUCGUGUGCGUGACCUGCGGAAGGCCAGCGCUGACCCUGUGACCCCUACCCCUGGUUUGCUUCCUCGUAGUCUACCCAACGGAUCAGUUACCGGUACUGCUGCCCCACCACAACAAAGAAUGUCCAAUGGAAAGUCAUCUGGAUCUCCGAUAUAUGAUCUAUAAUUUGUGCCGUCUUACAUCAAGACAAAUUCUAUUAUAUUCUAUAUUCUUCACAAACAUUAAUUCACCCCUGGUGCAAACAGAAAAAAUAAUGCCAUGGUGGUGAAUUACUGUUUCAUAUAUUCAGUCAUUUUCAGAUGGACCUGCACAAAAUUCUGAAUUUUCCUUAGAAUAUGUACAUCUGAAUCCCUGUACAUUUAUCUUUUUAUUCUGUAUGAAAACCUGUAUUGUCCACAAAUGUUCAAACCAAAUGAAGUUAAGUGAACAGAUAAACAGGGAUGGGAUAUACAAAAAAGUCAACUGUGUUAUGGAGUUGUCUAUUAAUUUAAGGCAUUAAUGUGUAUGAAAUAUCAUAUUGUUACUUCUUUGUAUUUCACACACCCCAGGGGCCCGUUGCAGAAAGAGUUGCAAUCGAUCGAAACUCUAAAAAUCAUGCGCAACUUGAUUUUCAACCAAUCAACAGCGCGCAUUUGGGACUUGCGAUUGAUUUUUUGACUUGCGUUUUAACGCAACUCUUUCUGCAACGGACCCCUGAUCUUAUAAUAAUUGAUAUUCCAUUCAUUAACAAAUUUCUAGUGACAAAUUCAGAAUGAUUUUAAAUGUGAUAUGAAGGAUUGACUUAUAUAGUCAACCUAAAUGUGUAUUUUUUUCAUAGGUCCCACAAGUUAUAAAUCAUGAGUUGGACUGUCUGAUGCAUAUUGCGCUCUUUAUGAUUUAAGAAAAGUAUUUCCUUUCUCAUUUUGAAUAAGUUUAAUGAGUUAGUUUGAGCAAAGCUUAAGAUUGACAUGUUAUUGUAUUAUUGACUUAAUCAAAGUGCCGAGUGUGCAACACCCUUUUUAUGUAUCAAGCUUUCAAAAGAUUGUUUGAAAACUCUGUUUCAGAGAGUGUAGCCCUAAUCAUUUCACAGGGAUAUGAUAAAAGGUGAUAUCAGUGAGGGAAAUGAUAAUAAUUAAUAUUAAUAAGAAUGGGGUCUUUAUGAAUUUAAUGUAAUAGUAUUUGUAUAUUUUGGACUAGUUGAAUAUUUAUGUUUUCUAUCUUCAUGUUCAGUAAUGAUAAUGAGACAACAUGGCUGAGUAUCCAUUCAAUAGAUCUAUGAGAGAGGUACAUGGUUGUGCUUACUUUGGAAGCAGAGAUUAAUAUGGGAACCUCCAUAAAUAAGAACUAAAUAAAUGGGGGGGGGGGGAUUGUCAUUCCUUGUUUCUUUUGAAAAUGGUCCGUUGAACAAUUUACUUUGGCUAGGAUGCAGAAAAUCAAAACACUCUCUUGAAAUUUAGAAAAGAAUCCAUUGUGUUGGUGCCCAAUUUUUGAUUGUGGGUUUAGAUUUGAUUUCUGUUUGAUAUGCUUUCUUUAGGACCAGUCAAUGCUUUUUAAUUGAAAGAUGAUGAGUCUUUGGAUGUAUGAUGCUGGUCUCACAGUGAGCCUCAAUGUUGAUGUUUUUAUUUAUUUAUUAAUUUUUGAGCAUUUAAUUUUAGUCCAUGUAAUACAUGUCUAUAAUAACUAACAUUAUUUGAUUGUCUUCACUAUGAAGGAAUUGUGAAUAAAGGGGUAAUGAAUGUGCAAGUAAUCGAAGUGUUCUUAAACGCUGUAUCAAAAUGCCAUUGAGUGGAAAGAUAUUGAAUAUAUAUUGAUGAUAUUAUUACUAGUAUUUUACAUACAUUAUUUCCUUAAGUUGUAACAAUAGCUGUAUAUAAGCAAAAUUAAUACAUUAUAUUUAUUGCAAUAAAGUGCAUAGAGAAUUAUCUUGCUUAAUACAAAUACUUGUCUAUUUAUCGUAGGUGCUAUUAAACAAAAUUUAGUUUUGCUAACUGAGCAAUAUUAGUUAAAAUUUACAUCUGUAGCAUUUAAUUUUAUUGCAAUAUUGAAUUUGAUAUUGUCACUUGAUGUUAUUGUUGCUUAAUUGCUAUCUGUAUUGAGCAAUCUGCAGUGAUUUGCUUUAUAUGAUACUUGUGUAAGAUAUAUGAUAGGAUAUUGUUGUGGCAUAGUAAUCCUUUCCAGCAAGUCAAUGUAUUCUUGUAUCAUUUGAUUUCGUAUUGCCAAAUUCUGACCCUGUGCUUUCUUUCUGUUCCUUCUACUUUUGCAUUUACUUAUGAUAGUAAAAUAAAAUUCAUUUUAAAUAUUCUUUUACUUAUCCUUCAUACAUAUAUUUGCUUUUUUUUGUUCUCAUCAUGCAACAUCUUUAUUAGAUUUUCCCCUAUAUUUUUACUUCAAAAUUAUUUCUAAAUAUCUUGUGACUGACUAUUCUUUGAUCCUAAAUCAUUUUGAUUUCAUUUUAUUUCCCCCAUAAACAUCACAGCCUACACUUUUAUUUUUGAUUUAUCAAGUUUAUUUAUUUUAUUAAGUGUAAUACCCAGAGACAUUCAUCAUUUUAAAAAAAUAUACACCUGUAUUAUUUAAUGCUUCUUUUGUACAUUUUGGUAGUAUGAAAUUCUAGGUGUAAUUUUUACUUUCUUAACAUUAAAACAGCUGUUUUAAUGAUAUAUUGUGCUGAACCAUAUUUGUAUAUGUUUAUCAAAGUAGGCUGUUAACUUUUAAUAUCCAGGCAUUUAUGAAUUAUUUUCUUAUAUUGGCACAAUCUAUAAAUAUUUUCAAUCAAUUGUAGUGAGAAAUAUGCAUGUAUAGUACGCAAUUUCUUUUCCAGGUCAAUCAUAUAUGUUGCGAGUGAAGAAUAUUUUAGAUAAUUGGUGAUAUGUCCUUUGUACAACUCUAAUAUACUUUGUUAUAUGAGAGUGAGAGAAAUUCAAUUUUUCUCCAUUGACUGAAAUUAAUUCAUUUUUUUAUUAUGAAUAAUUUAAGAUUCAUCAGCCUGACGGUGAGGUGUCAUAAAGUGGAUGUUUGCUUGAUCUUAUUUUGAUUAUUCCGGUGUUGCCAUUUGGUUUUACCUCUGUUGUUGCAUGUUUGACCCCCUACAUAUGGGACAUUCUUGAAAUUAUUACAUGUUUUCUAGUUUGAAUUAUAAUGGUUUUAAGUGCAGUUAAAGAGGAAAACUGGAUUAUACAAAAAGGUUGAUUUUUUUUUUCUUGAAUUUCCAACAUUUAGAAAAUUGAUUUUAUCAAAGUGUACUAAUAAAAAAGGCCUCAUUUAUUGCAUCAGCAUCUUUUAAUCAGUGUUUUAAAGGAAAAUAAAACACAAAAUGUGUCAUGAUUAGGCGAUGGAAACUUCAAAAUUACUGCUUUUAUGCAGAUUGAUAAAAUUUAAACCCUCAGAGGCACUUUUAUAUUCUUUUUAAUAAAAAAAUGUAGCAAAAAUAGAAAUAUACCAAUUUCAAGAAUUAAAAAAUUAGUAAUCUUGUUCUGAAUGGGUCACUGAUGAUAACAUAAUAAAGUUUAUAAAUUGUUGCAGAUGGCGUGUUCUUACAUAGAUUUAUGAUUGUUUUAUCAAUCACAAGGAUGGAAAGCCAAUUGAAUGGCAUGAAUCUAGAAUGCACAUGUCAGUUCAAAGUGUUUUUAAAUACUCAUGCAUGCAUCGUUAUGUGAAAAAUCCUUGUGCUCUUCGUUGUUUUUAAAAGGACAGAUGUACAUGUACAUUUCCUAUAUGAAAUUGAUGGAUUAUCCAUAUUUUUCACUACUUUUAGAAUGCGGACAACCUGGGGCCCGUCUUACAAAGAGUUGCGAUUGAUCCGAUCAAUCACAACUAUGGACGGCCAGCAACGUCAACAUCUAAAAUGCAUGAACGUUCAAAAUGUUUUCUACAUAUGACGUAAAUUUACAUAAAUUAAUUGUUUUAUUGACAAUUUGGUAUGUUCGCCUUUGUUUACAAAAGGACAUUUUGAAAAUUUUAUGUAGAAAAAAUUAUGACACUGAAGAAUUUCCAUAGAGUUACGAUUGAUUGGAUCAAUCGUAACUCUUUGUAUGAAGGGGCCCUGAUCUUACAGUUUGUAUCGAUUAGGUUCGAGACCAACAACCUUACUUUUAUCACCUUUCUAGUAGUAAGAAUAUCAUGCGUCUAUUGAGCUUCAAUACCUCAUAUUUCUGCAACUGAAAAAGUGGCUGCAUUUGUAACAAACAGUUUCAAGAGUCACAUUUUUUUUAAAGAUAUACUAUUGGUAAACAACUUGUGCUGUAAGCUGACAUAUUCUGCCAUAGUUCUUAAUGGCUUAACAAAACAGAUACAAUGAGUUAUGAAUAAACUGAAUUUAUUGCAAGUAAAGGGUUGGUAAAAGGAAAAUUGUCACUAAUAUAUUGGAACUAAGGCUUUAUAUGAGAGUAAAUGUUAUU
Messenger RNA from Lytechinus pictus (painted urchin), 10565 nucleotides. Its product is annotated as golgin subfamily A member 3-like. The transcript is spliced from 23 exons. The record is from RefSeq and is a predicted model, not a curated record. Lineage: Eukaryota; Metazoa; Echinodermata; Echinoidea; Temnopleuroida; Toxopneustidae. Bases 286 to 6354 code for a protein of 2022 amino acids.